AUGCAGAACGACGAGUUGAUAUGGAACGUGAUCAACAAGCACUUCUGUUCUUUCAAGAGAAAGACAGACAAAGAAGAUAUGUGCAGCAAUCAGUACAACGUAACAGGCAAAUGCAACCGCGUCAGCUGCCCCCUAGCCAACAGCAACUAUGGCACAGUUCUAGAGAAUCAAGGGAAGCUGUAUCUUUGUUUAAAGACAGUAGAGAGAGCUCAUCUCCCCAAUCGCCUGUGGGAGAGGAUUAAACUCUCAAGAAAUAUAUCUGAGGCGAAGAAAACCAUUGAAAAACACAUGAAAAACGUAUACCCUCAACAUCAGAUUGAACGCUGCAAAAGGAGAACAAUCAAACUCAAACACAUGAUCGACAGAAUGCGCAAACUCGAACUCAAACCCAAAGAGAAACUAGAAGGGGUUAAAAAGAAAACAGAAAGAAGGGAAGCAGCAAGGGAAAAGAAAGCCCUCGUCGCAGCCCACAUCGAAGAUGUCAUUGAGGACGAACUCCUCAAGAGAUUGCACCAAGGGGUGUACGGGGAUUUGUACAAUGAACACAGACUCACGAAAGAAACAACUCAAGAAGAAAAAGAAACGCCAGAAGUAACAACAGCAAAAGCUGCAGAGACAGGCGCCAUUCGAUUUGAAGCUGCUGCGGAGACAGACGAAGAAGAAUUUGCUUCUUCAGACUUUGAGUUGGAUGAUGAUCUUGAGGGCUCGUCAACAGAAGGGAGUGAAGAUGAGUUUUCUUUUUCAGGCUCAGGUUCUGAAUUAGAGGAAAGUGAAUCAGAAGUAGAAGAUGAAGACACAGCAGAAAAGCCAGCAGCAACAAAAGGAAAAAAGAAAGAACUUCUUGUCGAUGUAGAAGAACUCCAAGCACCAAGUAGUAUUCAGAAGAAACGAAAAGCCGCAGCAGAAAGAGAAAGCAAAGAAAAAAGAGAUGUUCCUGUCUCUACUUUGCGCAGACAAGCAGCAAAAAGGAAGAACACGCGAAUGCGUAUUGAGUAUGAGCCGGAGGCUAUUGCUGAAGAGGCCUGA
Molecule: messenger RNA, 1026 nt
Organism: Eimeria acervulina
Lineage: Eukaryota; Apicomplexa; Conoidasida; Eucoccidiorida; Eimeriidae
Product: MAK16 protein, putative
Exons: 5
Coding region: 1-1026 (341 amino acids)
Biological process (GO): maturation of 5.8S rRNA; maturation of LSU-rRNA
Cellular component (GO): nucleolus; preribosome, large subunit precursor
Source: RefSeq, a predicted model, not a curated record